This is a messenger RNA of Rubroshorea leprosula, 709 nucleotides long. NCBI's taxonomy places the organism in Eukaryota, Viridiplantae, Streptophyta, Magnoliopsida, Malvales, Dipterocarpaceae. The record is from the annotation of a GenBank genome assembly.
AUCAGAACUAAAGCCACUGAUCUCUAAUAAAAUACUCAUUAAGAGAAAUGAAUCAAGAGUGCCUGAUAUCGAGCUAAUGCUGAAGACCCCGGACAAAAACCCUUUAAUUUUUACUAGUAAGUAUAAGUUGGAUCUCUCUGCCUCUAGCUUUGUCCCAUCUGCCUCUCUAGGGUUCUGCUUCUAAUGUGCUCUGCUCCCAUGUGAGUACCAAUCCAAUCCCAUUUCCUUCCUCUCCCUUCUGAAUCCGUUUGCCAUGCUCUUUCCUCUGUUAUUAUUAUGUUUGUGUUUCGUUUUCAUUUCUAGAUUUCUCUGUUUCAGUUCUUGUAAACUGAUCUUUGCUUGAUUGUUCUCGACUUGCAUACUCACACGACAUGAGCUGCUGCCACCAUUAAUUUUUUGUAUGGUAGCCAGCUCUGGAAGUUCUAGAUUCCUCUGUUGAUGUUGAUAGUUGUUGGGUUAACGUCUGUUUGUUUGCUGGGGAAUGAAAGAGAAAAUAACGACAAAAGAUUGUAGAGAAAGAACAUAAUUGCUAAUUGCAUGUAGUUGGUGGGUUAAUUUAGGAGAUUACUAUUCGUAGGUUUUGGUUUUAGGAAAUCACCUUUUUUGUUUUUCCCUCUUGAUUGCCCACCUGCUUCAACCGUUUAGAAAUUUGUUAUAUAAUCAGAUUUCAAAUUGUUGUUGUUAUUUCUAAUAUAGUCACUAUUAUUUU